Molecule: messenger RNA, 2507 nt
Organism: Salvia splendens (bonfire salvia)
Lineage: Eukaryota; Viridiplantae; Streptophyta; Magnoliopsida; Lamiales; Lamiaceae
Product: renalase
Exons: 9
Coding region: 79-1521 (480 amino acids)
Source: RefSeq, a predicted model, not a curated record
UAACCGCUACCUGCACCUGCCUGCCUUGUUAACGCAAAAGAAGAAAAGCCAUUGAUAUUAUCCUUUUCAGAGUAGGCAAUGACCUUACUAUCUGGCUCCAUCACUCUCACUCCUUUCCCCUCUUUCCUCUCUCCAAAAUCCACCUCCCCAAGAACCCUAAUCUACUGCAACAAUGAUGAUAAAAGCAAAGUGCCGCGGAGAAAGCCUAUGAAUAGCCCAAGAAGGAAACCUUCUUAUGGCGCUUCCAGGCGUUCUGUUCUCAAGAAAAGCUUCACUCAGGAACAGGUCAACUUCACGGUUCCAAUUUCGACCGACCCGGUGGUUGGAAUUAUUGGCGGUGGUAUGUCUGGCGUUCUCUGUGCUCUCUAUCUCCAGAAGAGAGGCAUUAAGUCCACUGUUUUUGACACGGGAAUUCAUGGGUUAGGAGGAAGAAUGGGAACCAGAAUUGUUGGUCCUGAAGCCUUAACAUUUGAUCACGCUGCCCAGUUCUUCACAGUCAGUGAUCCUAACUUUGCUGAAAUGGUUGACCUGUGGUCUAAGAAUGGUCUUGUUCGUCAAUGGGAUGGUGCAAUUGGAGAGCUUCAGUCUGGAGGGAAUUUCAAUCCACUUCCUCCUUCACCUCCAAGAUAUAUUGGUGUUAAUGGGAUGCGACCUCUUGCUGAAUCCAUAAUUUCUGAGACAUCUAUGAUGAAUGUGGUGCGUCCUUGCUGGGUUAGUAAAAUGGAGCCUUAUAAUGGAAAAUGGUACUUGAGUGAAAAUGGGAAGCCUUGCGGACACUUUGAUGUAAUUGUAAUUGCACAUAAUGGAAAAUGUGCAAAUCGAUUGCUUGCUUCAUCUGGGUUACCACUAAUUGCUAGGCAAAUGAAGAGACUUGAUUUGAGUUCUAUAUGGGCCCUUCUGGCAGCAUUUGAGGAUCCUCUUCCUGUCCCUUCCACUGCAUCAGGAAUCCCUCUUGAAGGAGCCUUUGUUGAAGGAAUUGAUUCUCUCUCAUGGAUGGCAAAUAAUACAACUAAACUUUUUGGCUCCCAAACUAGUAGGCCUCACUGUUGGACCUUUUUCAGCACAGCAGCUUUCGGAAAGCAGAAUAAAGUUCCUCAGGAAAGUAUUCCUUCCAGUACAGCUGAAAAGGUUAAGAAAGCCAUGCUUGAAGGUGUCCAGCUUGCCUUAGGACUGCCCGAAAACUCACUUAAAAGUCCUUUCUACAGCCGACUGCAAUUAUGGGGUGCAGCGCUUCCCACGAAUUCACCGGGCAUUCCAUGCAUCUUUGAUCCUCGUGGAAGAGCAGGCAUAUGUGGUGAUUGGCUAUUGGGGUCAAGCUUAGAAGCUGCAGCAUUAAGUGGCAUGGCUCUUGCUAAUCAUAUUGCUGACUACUGCCAAAGUGGUGGAACAAGCCCAGAUGAGUUUGCUUUAGGUUUGCACGACGAAUUUCAACCUCUCAAAGGACAUGAUAUAGGGCAGUUUCCUGGAUUGAGUUCUGAGAAACAAAUAAACAAGGCCAAUGAAUUGCAACUUACAACAUAAAAAUCUGCAUCUACCAACGAAGAAUCAUUUGGAAAUAUACUUGAGGACAAAAGUGGUUUGCAACAGUGACAUCAGAGGACCAUCUCCCCUCCCAAGGAACAUGUUUACAAGGUGCGCCGUUUUCUUCACUUGUGACCAUACAUUCUUUAAAGGGUUUAUCACAUUGUGUCUCCAACAUUCAAGCGUUUUCGAAAGAAUUUUCCCCAAUUUAAGUUUCCUUUUCAAAACCCCCCAACGUUGCUGCAAUUUUUUCCCACUUGACAUAAACUAGCGACAUAACGAUGAGAGCUCGCCAAAUGCAUAAGUCGACGAUAGUUUAAUUGAGGUGAUUUAUUUUUUGGGUAAUAUGUUUUGUGGCCCAACUGUCAAUUUUUUUUUCUCAAAUAUCCCCAGCAAAGGGGACAUAAAAAGCAAGCUUUUCCCAAAGCUUGGAGUUGUUUAGAAGGGAACACUUGAAAGUUGGGAACACAAAACAUAAUUAACCCAUUAAUUUAUAAUAUGAAUAUGGUGAGCCAACAAUACUCAUUGUUCCGUUGAUUUAUGUAAAGAGGCACAUAAAUCAAACUUUACGCAAAUUGGCAACGUAAAACAUGAUAAUCCUUCUUGAUAUAAUCUAUUGCAAUAAUUAAGAGGUCAUCAUCCUGGUGCUUUUGCAACCACAGGCAGUGAAAUAUAUUCCAACUGUUAUUGUGUCUGAAAAGAGUAAUUACAUAAAUUUGUGCAGACAUUUUGAGGGCAGGUUGAAAGAGAGCGGUAUUUGAAGUGGAGUAGUGAAAUACUGAUGGUGUAAAUGAGAUUAUAUAUACCAUUAUCAUUGUUGAUGGCCUUUGUGUGCAAUUUUUCAUAUCUCUGUAAUUUUGUUAUAAUUUUUUUCUGGUUUAAUACUUUAGUCUCUAUAGGAAUGAGUCUCCAACUGGAUGGAAUUUUUUGUCCUAGAGUUUGGUGUACCACCAUUUUAUUAGUUUCACUAUUUAUUUCUCCCUUCA